This is a messenger RNA of Acipenser ruthenus (sterlet), 425 nucleotides long. RefSeq names its product small ribosomal subunit protein eS28. The transcript is spliced from 4 exons. Bases 16 to 318 code for a protein of 100 amino acids. Gene Ontology annotation, biological process: maturation of SSU-rRNA; ribosomal small subunit assembly; translation. Gene Ontology annotation, molecular function: structural constituent of ribosome. The record is from RefSeq and is a predicted model, not a curated record. Gene Ontology annotation, cellular component: cytosolic small ribosomal subunit; ribosome. Lineage: Eukaryota; Metazoa; Chordata; Actinopteri; Acipenseriformes; Acipenseridae.
UUUCAUUUGAAUUGGAUGCAUUUACCUUUUAGCGAUCUCUGCGUACCGCAGCUGCAGUUUCGACUGGAGGUCUUGCUGCAACAAAACAAGACAUUCGCCGUUAACAAAGUGACAGCAUGGCUCUUGAGACGAGUAAUCCAGUACAAGGUCACCAAGGUUCUUGGAAGAACCGGCUCCCAGGGACAGUGUACCCAGGUGCGAGUUGAGUUCAUGGACGACAGCAACCGCUCCAUUAUCAGGAAUGUGAAGGGCCCAGUGAGGGAAGGGGAUGUUCUCACCCUGCUGGAGUCUGAAAGGGAAGCCAGGAGGCUGCGAUAGGAGUUCUUUAUAAAGAUGAGAUGCAACCCAGACUGAUGUGCCUGGUCGACCGUUUACCGCUCUACUGUACAAUAUCUUUGGCAAUUGACAAUAAAUGAGUGAUUGAA